AUGUCGAGCAAAGAAGUUUCUAAUAAUAAACUCGAAGUUUCAAAAUUAACAUUUGGAGCGGCCGUCUUUAAUGGCUUGCAUAAUCAUAUCGAAGAAGAUUGGCCGUCAUUAUCUGUUCGAAGGGCCCUUGAGUUGGACAUUAACGCAUUUGAUACUAGUCCAUAUUACGGCGAUAGUGAAAACAUACUUGGUUCUGCCCUUUACAAUUUGCGAGAGGAAUUUCCUCGAUCUAGUUAUUACAUAUUCACCAAAGUAGGUCGAUACGGCCUGAAAGAUUUUGAUUACACCGCCAAACGAAUUCGACAAAGUGUUGAAGAAAGCUGUAGGCGAUUACACACCGAUUAUUUGGACGUUGUAUAUGCGCAUGAUGUAGAAUUUGUUAAACUUGAAGAUAUUGUUGAAGAAGGAUAUCCUUUAGAUGUUCUUUUGAAAAUAGCACGACUUCAAUAUGAUCGCAAUCAACCGAUUGAUGUUAUUCUUUCUUAUUCUCAUUAUUGCCUUCAUAACAUUAAAUUAUCAGACUAUAUUCAAGAAUUUAAUCGCGUUGGAGUUCGUUACAUAAUGAAUGCGUCUCCGCUUAGCAUGGGACUUUUGCGUAAUAACGGUCCACCAGAUUGGCAUCCAGCUUCAAAUGAGUUGCGACAUGCUGUUGCGCAAAGUUCUGCGCUUGCUUCCAGUAAUAAUUUAAACAUUUCUAAAUUAGCAAUUCUAUUUGCUUUAGAUUUGAGUGGCAUCAUUACUACUGUAAUCGGAUUAUCUAAUCCAACUGAAGUUGAUGAUGCUAUUUCAUUUCUUAAAGAAGCGCAAGCGAGACAAAGGGGAGAGGCGGUAACUCCAGAAAUUGAAAAGAAGGUCUUGACCGAAAUUCAUCAAAUUCUUGAACCUUAUUUCAAUUUGAGUUGGGAUUCUCCUCCAAAAGAUCUUUGA
Molecule: messenger RNA, 927 nt
Organism: Funneliformis mosseae
Lineage: Eukaryota; Fungi; Glomeromycota; Glomeromycetes; Glomerales; Glomeraceae
Source: the annotation of a GenBank genome assembly